Molecule: messenger RNA, 2629 nt
Organism: Dipodomys ordii (Ord's kangaroo rat)
Lineage: Eukaryota; Metazoa; Chordata; Mammalia; Rodentia; Heteromyidae
Gene: Scai
Product: suppressor of cancer cell invasion
Exons: 18
Coding region: 78-1898 (606 amino acids)
Biological process (GO): DNA-templated transcription
Cellular component (GO): nucleus
Molecular function (GO): transcription corepressor activity
Source: RefSeq, a predicted model, not a curated record
UCCAGCCUCCGCCGCCUCAGCAUCCCGAGCGAGCCCCGCGGCCGCCGGAGCAGCUCCCGCGGCGGAGCCGGAGCCGGAUGGUCAGAGGAGCCCGGCAGCCGCAGCAGCCGCGGAGUCGCCUGGCCCCCAGACUGACUGGCACAGUGGAGAAACCACCUCGGAAACGGAAAAACAGAACUGAAUUUGCUGUUAAAGAAAUCAUGUCCUCUGGAGGUGCUGAAGAUGACAUCCCCCAAGGAGAGAGGAAAACAGUUACAGACUUCUGUUAUCUUCUCGACAAAUCUAAACAGCUGUUCAAUGGGCUGAGAGAUUUACCACAAUAUGGACAGAAGCAGUGGCAGUCCUACUUUGGAAGGACUUUUGAUGUUUACACCAAACUCUGGAAGUUCCAGCAGCAGCAUCGACAAGUCCUGGAUAAUCGGUAUGGCUUGAAGCGAUGGCAGAUAGGCGAAAUUGCUUCCAAGAUUGGGCAGCUCUACUACCACUAUUACCUACGUACAUCUGAAACCAGCUAUCUUAAUGAGGCUUUCUCCUUCUACUCUGCAAUCAGACAGAGAUCAUAUUACUCCCAAGUCAAUAAAGAAGACAGACCUGAGUUGGUAGUUAAGAAGCUGCGAUACUAUGCAAGAUUUAUAGUAGUUUGUCUUCUUCUCAACAAAAUGGAUGUUGUGAAGGAUCUGGUAAAGGAAUUGUCAGAUGAAAUAGAGGAUUAUACUCACCGUUUUAAUACAGAAGAUCAAGUGGAAUGGAACUUGGUGCUUCAGGAAGUAGCCGCUUUCAUUGAGGCGGACCCUGUGAUGGUGUUAAAUGAUGAUAAUACCAUUGUUAUCACGUCCAAUCGCCUUGCUGAAACAGGAGCCCCAUUGCUGGAGCAGGGCAUGAUUGUGGGGCAGUUGUCUUUGGCUGAUGCACUCAUUAUUGGUAAUUGUAACAAUCAGGUUAAGUUUAGUGAACUGACCGUUGACAUGUUCCGGAUGUUACAAGCCCUGGAACGUGAGCCAAUGAAUUUAGCUUCUCAGAUGAAUAAACCAGGAAUGCAGGAGUCAGCUGACAAGCCUGCCAGGCGAGAAAAUCCCCACAAGUAUCUGCUCUACAAACCUACCUUCAGCCAGCUGUAUACAUUCUUAGCAGCGUCUUUUAAGGAGCUGCCUGCCAAUAGUGUGCUUCUGAUUUACCUGUCAGCCACUGGCGUUUUCCCCACAGGUCGUUCUGAUAGUGAAGGCCCUUAUGACUUUGGAGGUGUUCUUACCAAUAGCAACCGGGACAUUAUAAAUGGAGAUGCUAUCCACAAACGAAAUCAGUCUCACAAGGAAAUGCACUGCCUUCAUCCUGGAGACCUGUACCCUUUCACAAGGAAGCCCCUGUUCGUCAUUGUGGACUCUUCCAACAGUGUCGCCUACAAGAAUUUCACAAACUUGUUCGGACAGCCGCUAGUCUGCUUGCUUUCUCCCACGGCAUAUCCUAAAGCUUUACAAGAUCAAUCUCAACGAGGUAGCCUCUUCACUCUCUUUUUGAACAAUCCUCUAAUGGCCUUCCUGUUUGUCUCUGGACUGUCAAGCAUGCGUAGAGGCCUAUGGGAAAAGUGUCAAGAGUACCUUCGAAAAAUCAACCGCGAUAUUGCCCAGCUCCUGACCCAUUCACGUUCAAUAGAUCAAGCAUUUCUCCAGUUUUUUGGAGAUGAAUUUCUUCGCUUGCUUCUCACAAGAUUUAUCUUUUGUUCAGCCACCAUGAGAAUGCACAAGAUUUUUCGGGAAACACGAAACUACCCAGAGUCAUACCCACAACUGCCACGAGAUGAAACAGUGGAGAACCCUCAUCUUCAGAAGCACAUUUUGGAACUAGCAGCCAUCUUGGAUGUCCGAAGCGUCUUCUUUGAAAAUACCAUCGAUGACUAUUAGAACCAAACCACUCCCGUUGAAACAGUUUUCAUUCUCCACAGAUUUUAAAUGGUGCAGUUUUCUAAUGUGAUGACAGACACAUAGUGUGUUACUUAGUUUUUACUUUUUGAUUUAGGACCACCAUUUUAAAAGCCAACUGAGAUAACAAGUUCAAACUUUUAGGGUCAUUUUUAAAAUGUAGUCUUUGAAGUCUUUUAAAGUGUCAAUCUUGGAAUUUUAAUUUUUUUUUUUGACAUCUGGAUACUUACUUGCAACAUCCAAUACUACAACUCCAGUAGUCACUUCUCACCUUGAGAAGAAAGUCGUUUGUUUUUCAUAAUGAGGAAAAUCCUACACUUACCCUUGGACCUUAUAUGUCUGGAUUUGGAUAAUAUGUAAUUGUUUAUAAUGAUGAAACUGGCCAGCAUGAACUACAGAAAAUCAAGAACAGUAUCCUUUCCUGGUAUUUCUUUUCAUUCCAUGUUAGUAGGAAAAAUGUGUGCUUCUUUGAAUCAUGGUGGCAGUUCUUGAAAUCAUUGAAUUCCUUUAAAUAAUGUCAACAAUUCAGAAUCCUUUAAUUGAUUUGCCUCAGAAAACUAAAUCUUUAAUUAGGACUUGACUUGAGGUGAUAACAAAUACUUGGAACACAUGACUCCUGUGUUACAUGACAUUUGUUUGCAUAGUUUUCUUUUGUAGUCUCUGCUGGAAAUGAAAUAGGCAAUGACAAAUAUUUCAGCCCAAAACACUCUCAC